AUGGACAAACUGGACAAACAAAAGAAAACAGCAACUGUACAUUCUUUGUCCCUCCCAUACCCAGAGCCACAAUGGCCCUCCAUCUCUCCUGACACCGAGCAAGCACUCCUACAGCUCCUCCUGCGGCUGCUGCAGCCCAUUGGCGACUUCAGACGCGACCAUGUUCCGCGUUCCAAGGGCAAGGGGAGAGGCGGGAAAAUAAACAAGAAGACGCAAGAAGACUCUAUGCCAGAAUGGAUCCCCGAUGUUUACGACCAUGUUACUCUCGGGUUUAAUAGCACGGUCCGCAGGCUUGAAUCUUUGGCUCGCAGCCGGAAGCCCCAAGUGCUAUCUCAGCACACAGACGUCGACCCAUCAUCAGGACAUUCACAUGCAAAUCUCUCAGUCGUGUUUGUUUGCCGCCAGAAUCUGCCUGACAUAAUGACUUCCUCAAUACCUUUGCUGUUAGCAACCUCGGCUCCCCCAACCACUCGGGCCAGGUUAGUGGAAUGGUCCUCUCAGGCCGAAGAGCAGGUGGCUCGAGCACUGCACCAGCCCCGUGUCGGCGUGGUCGGUGUCGGGGAGGGGACGCCUGGCGCUGAAGCACUUCUGCGAUUUGUCCGAGACAACGUGGAUGCAAUCGAUGUACCCUGGCUCGACCAGAUUCCCAAACCCAUAUACCAUUCCGUCAAAAUUCAAACAGUCGAGUCAACAUCCAAGCCCAAAUCCAACCCCCAAGGUCGUAAGCGGAAGCAUCGAGAGACGGCUGAAGGCGCUUGA
This is a messenger RNA of Fonsecaea multimorphosa CBS 102226, 759 nucleotides long. RefSeq lists its product as uncharacterized. The transcript is spliced from 2 exons. Gene Ontology annotation, biological process: nuclear-transcribed mRNA catabolic process, RNase MRP-dependent; intronic box C/D snoRNA processing; tRNA processing. Lineage: Eukaryota; Fungi; Ascomycota; Eurotiomycetes; Chaetothyriales; Herpotrichiellaceae. Gene Ontology annotation, molecular function: ribonuclease MRP activity. Gene Ontology annotation, cellular component: ribonuclease MRP complex; cytosol; nucleolar ribonuclease P complex. The coding region runs from base 1 to 759 and encodes 252 amino acids. The record is from RefSeq and is a predicted model, not a curated record.